UGAGGUUUGUCUCAUUUGGUAGGAUCUUCUGGUUCCCUCGGUUCACUUCAUUUGCAUUUAGCACCUCAAAAGCUCUCGCACGUAGGCUAUGGAGACCAUUGAGGUAUGUGAUACUCCAAAGAAAUCAGACUCGACAAAAAGUCUGCCAAAGUCUACUUCACCAAGCAUGUGAGAAGACAAGCGUAGCCGUCAGAGGAAGACCGUGUGUUGAUGUUCUUCAAAGCCAUCAACUGGUUCUUUUUCUGCUGAAAGAUCUCUUGUAUCUCUAAAGCUAUUGCCCUUCUUUUUUUUUUUUUUGGUGGGGGGGGGGGUUUGCUUCGCCCACUCAGCCCAAAGGGCACAGAGGAAGCAAUCAAUGGAUGUGGAAGAACAGAAUCAGCAUUUGGAGUCACCCCUGUUAGCAGUUUCCCAGGAGAAGAAGGCGUCCGAACCGAGGAAUGGAUUCGAGAAAGAAGAGAUUUUCUCGGAAAUGAAGCAGCAACUGUCGUUGGCAGGGCCACUGGUAUCGUUGAACCUGAUGAUAUAUUGUUUGCAGGUGAUCUCGGUGAUGUUUGUGGGUCAUCUUGGAGAGCUGGCGCUUUCCGGUGCUUCCAUGGCCACCUCCUUCGCUUCCGUAACUGGCUUUAGCUUGUUGAUAGGAAUGGCAAGUGCAUUGGAUACAUUUUGUGGUCAGUCUUAUGGAUCUAAACAAUACCACAUGCUCGGUAUCCACAAGCAGAGGGCCAUGAUCGUUCUCCUAAUAGCUAGCAUUCCGCUCGCUAUCAUAUGGGCUAACACGGGCCAAAUCCUUCUCUUUUUCAAGCAAGAUCCUCAAAUAUCGGCGGAGGCAGGAUCCUAUGCUCUGUUCAUGAUCCCUAGCAUUUUUGCGUAUGCGCUUCUGCAGUGCCACGUCAGGUUUCUGCAGACACAGAACAAUGUCAUUCCGCUGAUGGUCAUUUCAGGAGUCACUGCAUUGCUGCACAUUUUCAUAUGUUGGUUCCUGGUGUUCAACUCUGGACUUGGAAACAAAGGUGCUGCUUUGGCGAAUUCCAUUUCCUAUUGGAUAAAUGUUUUGUUGAUGGCGAUUUAUGUUAGAAUUUCACCGUCCUGUAAGAGAACCUGGACUGGUUUCUCCAAGGAGGCCGUGCAUGGGAUCUUUGCAUUUCUGAAAUUAGCAAUUCCUUCGGCUGUCAUGCUCUGCUUCGAGAUGUGGUCAUUCGAAAUGAUGGUCUUAUUAUCAGGACUUCUUCCCAACCCAAAACUUGAGAUGUCGGUCCUCUCAAUCAGGUAGAUCAGUCCUUUGUAUGCAAACAAGAAGCGAACAAAAAGGCUAACCUCUUAGCACCAGUUGCUAACAUUUCCAAACAAUAUAAACUAUCUUGUUCUUUUUCAGCCUGAACACCUGUAGCUUGGUUUACAUGAUACCUCUAGGGCUCAGUGGUUCAAUAAGGUAAGGCUAACUGGUUAAGCUCUAUUUACUUAAGUGGAUCUUGCAAAAGAAGCAGCUAUUCCAGUCUCACACUUUCUUCGCGUUACUUUUGGCAGCACAAGAGUUUCAAAUGAAUUGGGUGCUGGAAGACCCCGAGCAGCUCGUUUGGCAAUUUAUGUUUCCUUAAUGAUGGUCGCCACAGAAGGCUUGUUUGCAGGUACUCUCAUGAUCUUUGGCCGAAGGGCGUGGGGCUACCUCUAUAGCACAGAAGAAGAAGUCGUGAGAUACGUGGGAGAUAUGUUGGUACUACUCGCAACUUCCCACUUUUUCGAGGGCAUUCAGUCCGUGCUUUCAGGUACGCGACUUUGCCUAUUAUGGCAGUUCAAUGGUGCUCCUGACAUAGUUCUAACUUUGACUCCUUAUCCUGAUAAGUAGCAAGGGAAGAUGGAGAAUAUAUCAAAUCACAAAUAUUUCAAAGUCAAAACCAAUUUGUAUAUCGACCAUUUUGAUGCUGUAAGUUACAAUUUUUCAGGCAUUGCAAGAGGAUGUGGAUGGCAAAAGAUUGGAGCUUUCAUCAAUUUGGGUGCCUACUAUUUGUUGGGUAUUCCGGUUGCCACAUUCCUAGGUUUUUUCUGUCACUUUGGCGGAAAGGUGAUUCCUGGUUACCCUACCAUUCUACCGUCAUCCUUUACUUUCACUGUAAAUAGUAGUCUUCUCCGAUAUUCAUAUAAUCGCUUAGUCUUCUAAUCGAG
Molecule: messenger RNA, 2160 nt
Organism: Syzygium oleosum
Lineage: Eukaryota; Viridiplantae; Streptophyta; Magnoliopsida; Myrtales; Myrtaceae
Product: protein DETOXIFICATION 16-like
Exons: 3
Coding region: 356-1270 (304 amino acids)
Biological process (GO): xenobiotic detoxification by transmembrane export across the plasma membrane
Cellular component (GO): membrane
Molecular function (GO): xenobiotic transmembrane transporter activity; antiporter activity
Source: RefSeq, a predicted model, not a curated record